AGAGGAUGGCAGUUCACUAAGCGCCUCUUCUGUUAAAGAAGACAAGAGUUAAGCUCUUUAUUUCUCUGAUGAAAGGUGCCCAUAAACAUACUCUUUCUCUUCAUUUUAAUAAUUUAAGCAUUAUCUUGCUGAUCUUCAUAGAAAUAAAUUGGAAUGAAUAACUUUAUUGUCACCCUCCCUCCCAGGAUGCAGCUGAAGCCGCGCACUAGGCACUACCACUCACGCUGCCCCUUCAGCUCGCUACUCGUGCAACACUUUUUAAUAAUGCUUUCCAAGUAUUGUGAAUGAAGCUGGGAAAUUAUUUUAGGAGGUAAACUACUUUUAGGUAGUAACCACAAAAUUGUAACUAUUGAUUUGUAUAAAUACAGAUUUCAUAUUUCAAAAGAAGUAAGAAAAUGCAGCUUCUAUUUUCCUAUGCUUGCCAUAUAGGAGAACUUCAAGGUCACCUUGACAUUGGUCUCGGCUGAUGCUCACACUAUGGCUUAUUACAGGCAGUCAGGAAGGCGAUGUCUUCCUAGGGUCUUAUGCACAGAGACUGCUCAAGCCUUUCACUGUGAGUCCUGGCUCCACACCUAAAGUGUGGCUACUGGGGGAAGAUCGCUGGACCUUUAGUGUCCAGGGCUUUUAUAAGGACUGCACACAGGCAUCCUGUGAGCACUGUCAGGGUUCUAGACGUAACAGAAGUCUGUAGACACUCCACCUAAGCCACACUGUCUAUGUAGACAGUUUAGGUCUUGGGAUCCCAGCCUUCUGAAGGGAACUUUUCAAAGUUAUCUUCUGAGGAUCUGGACAAAGGCUGGUCUUGUAAAUAGUCUUUUGUAAGGACAGGCAGUAAGACCUGCUGUAACUCUUUGCUGCACGCAAACUAGGAAGUAUGUAAAUAUACAUGCAUAUGUAUAUAUCUGUAUAGUUCAUGCAGAAGAAAAAUUGCUUCUUGUUAGUGACCUUGCUUAUAACCUUUUUCAAUGGGUUUUUAAUGUAGUACUUUCAUUCUUGGGUAUUUUAUACAUGUAUACAAUAUAUUUUGACUUUCUCCCCUUAUUCCUUAUCUUAACUUGUCCCAGAUCUUCUUCAACCUCUCCCAACUUCCCCUUUAAAGAAACAAACAAACUAAAACACUUAGUCCAGAAUGUGCCUUCCAUAUACACACAUGGGUGUGGGACCAACCACUAGUGUGUGGUCAGCCUACCAAGGCCCGUGAUCUGUAGAAUCUGGACUAUUCCCUAACACCCGUCAACCGUUCACAGCUCCUCAGCAGGGGUAAGAGCUUAGGAGUCCCUCUCCUUUAUACUGGAAUGUCAACUGAUUAGGUCUGGCAUAGGCAACAACUGUCAGAGAUCACAGUACAGUGACCCUGUCAAGUCCAGGAGAUACUACUUUACCCUGGUUCCUACCCCACUCUUUCUGUGGUGUUCCCUGAGAAUCGUUUUUGUAAAUGAAUAGAGGAAAACCACCAAACAUUUGGAUGUAGAGCUGUAAUUAAGGAGCCAUAGUUAAUGUUCAGUGUGAACUUGGUUAAUUUUCUUAAUGUCUUGUGGUUUGAUAGAGUAGAUCUUGCUUUGCCAAUACGUAAAUUGGUCAAUAUUUCUCCUAUAUUAUUGGCUAGCUCUUUAGUCAAGGGCACUUUAGAUUUUGAAGCACAUUAUUUCUAAUUCCAGUAUUACGUUCUGAACUGUAGGUUGGGGAAAUGAAUGAGUGAUACUGUUUUUCCUUCCUUUUUAUUGUAUUUCAAAGUAAAGCUAGAAAGGAAGCAAAUUUGUUGGUAUCUUUUUUGUUUGCUUGGUUUUGGUUUUUUGAGACAGGGUUUCUCUGUGUAGCCCUGGCUGUCCUGUCAGUCAUUCUGUAUACUAGGCUGGCCUCAACCUCACAGAGAUAUGAGUUCUGCCUCUGCCUCUGCCUCCCAAGAUAUGUUAGUAUCUUAACAGUAUAUAUCUGUAAAGCUCUUGAAAAUGAAAAUCAAUGCAUGCUGUUAAAAAUUAGAGUUUUAGGUCUAUAAAAUGCCUUAGCAGAUAAAGUCACUUGUCACAUUGUGGAAUGAGAGAUCUGAAUCCCACAAACUGUCCUCUGAUCUCCAUGUGUACACCAUGACUGCCUACCCCCCACAAUAAGAAAUGAAGUCUUAAGGUUGGGAAGUUGGUUUGGUUGGUAAAGUCCUCAGCGUAUAAGAUGAGUUUGGUCCCCUAGGACCCAUGUUUAAAUACCAGGCAUGCCCCAGAGCUAGGAGGUAGAGACACCCAGCCUUGUCAGUUCAGUGAUUCCCAAGCCCGUGAGAAACCCUAUCUCAAAACACAAAGCAGACAGUAUCUAAGAAGGAGCAGCACCAGAGGCGGCCUUCCCAGAGACAGGCGAGCGCAGUGUCCUCUUCGCUCUCAAGUGUUACAGCAUUCUCAUGCAGGCUUCUUGCCUUCGAAAGGGUUGACUAAAUGCCUAGAAUUAUGAUUGCUUAACAUAUUGGCUUACUUUAUAUAAUUUGACACAAUUUUUUGAUUAGUUACUACUUACUAAUUUUAUUUUAUUUAUUAAUUUUCAUGAUGUUGGGAGUUGAACUCAGGACCUUGAACAUUUCAGACAAAUGUUCUAGCACUAAAACUAGCUACAUCCCAGCCCACUUCCAAAUUUUAAACGUCACCAACUAAAAAAAAAAUCAAAUGUGCUAUUUAGAUAUUUUAAUUAUUUUUAAUGAAAUUUUUCAUCUGACAUUUGAUUUAAUCUUUUCCCCUGAAAGUUGCAGGAUUAUAGAGUAAUUGGACUAAAAUGACCAUUACAAUCUGUAGCAAACAUUAAAAUGUCAGUUAGUUUUAUUUGCUUGUAAACACUUUCUUUUUUAUUAUUAUUUAUUGUAUGUGUAUGAGUAUGAGUACACUGUCACUGACUUCAGACACACCGGAAGAGGGCGUCAGAUCCCAUUACAGAUGGUUGUGAGCCACCAUGUGGUUGCUGGGAAUUGAACUCAGGACCUCUGAAGAGCAGUCAGUGCUCUUAACCGCUGAGCCAUCUCUCCAGCCCCUUGUAAAUUCUUUCUAAUACUCAAGUUAGAGUGACAAGUGUGUUUUGUACUAAUGGAAGUAACUUAUCUCUUUGGACUGCAUUUAUAAAGCUCAUUUUAACCUAACAUGAUUAUUGAUCCGUGUAUCCAUAAGAGAACUCUGUGUGCUCGCACUGGCUCGGUACUUAUUGGAAAGGUACAGUUGACUUAAGGGCACGUGUUUUAGGAUGUACAGAUAAUUGGAGUGACCAAGGGAAGAAUGACAGACGGAAAACCUGGGAAAUAAAUCUGAGGUCAGGGUUAGCUCUGAACAGUUACUAUAAGAUGAUUAAUGCUAUACUUCUCUGUUUGUUCCUAAAGUUAAAAACAAACAAACAAAACCCCUUAUACCUAAAUUUAGCCUUAAAAUGAACAACAGAUUGAAAUCUGGUCUACAACAGAAUGUGGCAGAAUCACUAACAGUGUAAGUAAGUCUCAGCUCCUGGCAGGGAGGUGCUUCCCCAAGGCUUCGUUUUGUUAUAAUUUUAAUGAGAGUUCUAAUUCUUGCACCUGCCUAGGUUUCUGCUGAGAGGAAAUUGCCUAAUUCCCCCAAACAUAAGUCAGUUAGAAAGAUCCUGAAGUUGUUUUUCCCUGUUUUUCUCUUUCGAGGGGGUAGGGUCGUGCAGUAUGGUCCUGGUUGGCAGAAACUCACAAUCCUACCUCUCUUGGUAGGAUUUCCUCUCCUCGGUCCUAGGAAUAAGAGGUGUGUGCCACUAUGCCCAGCUUUAAGAUUUUGGAUUCCUAAGAGGUUUUUGUGGGCAUUAGUGAGCACUUUUGAUAGUUUAAUUUAAUUGGGAGGGUUGAUUUAAACUACACCAGUCUACAGGCUUGCAGUUCUGAAUAUAGGAAAAAAUGGAAGGUGACUUUGAAGGCAAGGCAGACACCCGAAAUCUCACCCACUUUAGCACCACAUCUCAUCUGCCAUUUUAGUCUGGAAGCUGUGUCUCUGGCUACAUGUAUGAUACACACGUCAGGUUGUGUGGUGGCGUCAUUUCUCACAGAGACUAAUGAACUGUGACAGCCAGAGCAACAGGGCUCUGUUGUCAAGGUCCUCAGACAUGGGACUGCCCUCGUGUCCUCUCAUGUUCACUGCUUCCUUAUGGGAGCCCCAGGCCUGGGGAAUGGAAGUGUGGUCUUUGUGUGGUGUGGACCUUUAGGUACCCUUUUGAAUGUAAUUUGAUAAUGGAGAUAGAUCCGGUGUAGGUUCCGUACUUUCCCAUGUGGGCCUGUUUCCCCUCCCGAGCCUCAUUUCUCAUGGACUUUAUUGUAAGUGUUCAGACCAUUUUAUGUCUACCAGCUAAUCUAGUUUUAAGUUUUGUAGUUCAGAAACUUAAAGAGAUAGCUAUCUCUACUUUCAAAAAUAGUGGCAAUCAAUUUAGGUCUAUCAUAUGCUUGAGUUCAAUGUAAGCAGGUUUUCAUACUUUUACAGCUAAAGGCUGUCUUUAUCAGAACUCUGUGUGUGUGUGUAUAGGGUAUGUACACUUGUAAUUAUAUGUAAAGUGGAUAUUGAUUCUUUCCUGUCAUGAAUGAAUUUUAUAUAAUUUUUUCCAGGAAACCUGGGAAGAUUACUAUUAAAAUGAUAGUAUGUCAUAGGCAUUAAAUGUCCCAGCCAGAGCUCAAGAGAUGACUCACUGAGUGAGGACACUUGCUUUGUAAACAUGGGGAUUUGAACUUGAGUCUCUAGCACCCAUGAGAACGCCAGGUGUAGCUUCCUGUUCCUGUGACUCCAGUGCCGGGUAGAUGAGGAAGGAGGACACUGGCGUCCUCUGGCCAUCUUGUGUACAUGUGUACAGAUAUACCAUGUAGACACUCACAUGUGUACAGAUAUACCAUGUAGACACUCACAUGUGUACAGAUAUACCAUGUAGACACUCACAUGUGUACAGAUAUACCAUGUAGACACUCACAUGUAUAGUAAGUAGAGAAAAAUCAAAUAUUCUCAGCUAAGUACUGAAAGAAUUUCCCAUGUUUUUAAUGAUUACUCUCUUUAACUUGAUUUAGUACUAGGCCUUAUCAGCAGUGAUGGGUAGCAUUUAUUUGUUUUGUGUGCACACAUGCAUAUGGAUGUGUUUGCUCCAGUGUGAAUGUGCAUAGCAGUUUGUGAGAGUUAGCUACUUGUACCUGGGUUCCAGGGUCAACCUUCAGAGUGUCAGCCUAGGAGCAAGUGUCAGCCUAGGAGCAAUGCCUCUGCCUUCUGAGAACUUAUUACUGUUCAGAAGACUGCAGAGACUUAGAGCUAUAAGUAAGUUAUCAGUGUGUUCCUAACACUAUGUGAUAGACAGUACCAGAAUUUUAUACCUAGAAUUAGAAUUAUAACGUGGUUGUGAUUUACUUGAAAUUUGUUUUCUUCCCCCUUGUUCUUAAACUUUGAAAAUCUCCCAAGUAGCCUUCAAAGGCAGCAGGUGCCUUUUGCAGUGGAUCUUGAGAGAGUGGCAAAUAUUUCUUAAAGUUCCAUGAAUGAGUCUUAUGAUCACUAGGGAAACAUGACAGCCCUGGUUCCGAAACUUCCCAGUACCCAGAGUUCACCCCGGGUGCAGCUCCUGGUUCAGUGUGCUUGAGUGUCUGCAUUUCAGCAGAAUGCUGUGGAGUCCCUGCAGUCUCAGAGUAAACAGCAGUAGUCUGUACUUAUCAUACUUGGUUUAUCAUUGGGAAACUUUGGCAACAGUUUCUAUAAAAACUGUAAUUCUUAUAAAGAAUAUCAUUCACAUUUUUAUCAGAAGUAUUAAAAAAAUGCUUCAGUAUUUUUUUUUCUACUCUUAAGCCUUUUCUUCAUAUAAAGUCUGGGAAAUUAUGAGGUAUAUACCUAAACUAUAAGGACUUUCAUAUGAUUUGGUUUUGAAAAUCACAUACUCCAGGGAAACUCAUUUGGAUAUGGUCUUAACCAAUUCUUUUAUGUAGUGAGGUGCUUUGUAUGGUUUUGAUAGGCUAAUAAAACAUUUAUAUAGAGCUCAGGCUCAUAGCAUCUUCGAUUAGUCCUUACUUGCAAGGAGGCAAGCGUUUUCAUUGUAGUUGUACUUGCAGCAUUUGACCAUGUUAAAGGAGCUGUCAGUAGAUCUGUGCAAACUGUCCAGCAUGUGGAGGAGGAAGUGGAUUUAUUUUCACAGUUCAAUGUCUGCCUUUCCAGGUUCCUCAGCACCACCUUUGCCAUGUGUUCUGUCUCCCAGCAGGGUGGCAGCUAGUCAGCUGACCCAGCACGCAGGUGAUCUGACUGUUCCUGCAGGUGGCCAAAGAACACACACAAAAGGUGGACCAGUUAUUUUAGCAGAUGAAAUUAAAAAUCCUGCAAUGGAGAAGUUAGAACUUGUUAGAAAAUGGAGUCUCAACACAUAUAAGUGUACUCGGCAAAUUAUAUCUGAGAAACUAGGCCGUGGCUCAAGAACCGUGGACCUUGAACUUGAAGCUCAGAUUGACAUAUUAAGAGAUAAUAAGAAAAAAUAUGAAAACAUUCUGAAACUGGCUCAGACCUUGUCGACGCAGCUUUUCCAGAUGGUACAUACCCAAAAGCAACUUGGAGAUGCAUUUGCUGACCUGAGUUUGAAGUCUCUAGAACUCCACGAAGAAUUUGGCUAUAAUGCAGAUACACAGAAGCUGCUGGCUAAAAAUGGAGAGACUCUUCUUGGGGCCAUUAAUUUUUUCAUUGCUAGCGUGAACACCUUGGUGAAUAAAACAAUUGAAGACACACUAAUGACAGUAAAACAGUACGAGAACGCCAGAAUUGAAUAUGAUGCAUAUCGCACUGAUUUGGAAGAACUGAACCUUGGACCUCGUGAUGCAAACACUCUGCCAAAAAUUGAGCAGUCACAGCAUCUGUUCCAAAUACACAAGGAAAAAUAUGACAAAAUGCGCAGUGAUGUUUCUGUCAAAUUGAAAUUUCUUGAGGAAAAUAAGGUUAAGGUGUUACGCAAUCAACUGGCCCUUUUCCACAGUGCUGUUGCUGCCUACUUUGCUGGGAAUCAGAAGCAGCUUGAACAGACUCUCAAGCAGUUCCAUGUCAAAUUGAAAACCCCAGGAGUGGAUGCCCCGUCUUGGCUUGAAGAACAGUAAACUCACCAGGAAAGAAGGACAGUGUAUUGUUAAACAACUAAUAAACUAGUAAGAGUGAAGUAAUGUGGGAGGUGUGAGGUGACCACCAUCGUAGUGGCUCCUGCACAGAUAGCUUUUAAUUUCCCUUUUCAUACCGUAACAAUUGAGCUGUUAAAUUUGAUGGGAAGGUAGGUGAUUUUUAUGUAAACAUAAUUUCUAUAAUUCUAAACAUAAUAAUCUUCCUUUUUGAGAAAUCCUUUUUGUACUGUGAGGGUUGAUGGCUAUUUCUGUAGUUUGAAAUAUUUAAUAUAGAUUUGCACUGACAAGAUAAAAGUUCAAGGCUUUUUGGGUCCCAGAAAUGAGGGCCAGCUAUAGUUUUCCAAGGGAGGUUUACAUGAUUUGUAUCAGUGUCAGAUAUUUUAUAUAUGAAUAUAUUCAACAUCUUUAAGAAGUUCAUGUUUGUGUAUUAUCUUUUAAAAAAAGAAGCUAUUUUGCAGAGUAAGUUUUAUGGUGUCCUGCAGUCUCACCCCAGGGACAGCUUGAAUAAAUGAUUGAUUGGCCCAUAGCUUGUUGCAGACACACUCUAAAAUUUAAUUUGUAACACUGUAAUUUUGUUUAGAUAUUUUUAAAGGCCCGGGAGUCACACUGUCAUAAUUUUUACAACGUAUUUAAGCUCAUGAAUUUGACAGUUGUGUUUGCAAUUUUGAUUUAUAAUGAAAUCUGCUUAAGAGGGGUAGGUUUGUUUGUUUGGGGUUUUUUUUAUUUACAUGUGGACAGAAUGGAAAUUCUUAGCAGUUUCUAGAGUAGAAAUUUGUACAUUAAACAGCUAGUUUGGGAGUAAAUUCCAUUUUAAUAGAAGAGAAUUUUCAGACCAUGUUCAUUGGCUUCCAUGCGUGGCUGUACCACUUAAGCCUUAAAUCACAGACAUGUGCCUUCGCAGAUGCAGUAAUUCUUGCCCAACCAUUGUACAUACAUGAAGAAACUCCUACAGAUGACGCAAUUCCUCUGUAACGGAGGGAUUUUUUUUUUGUCCUCAUAAAACCACACCUGAGGAGGAUGGCGAAACCAACUUUUGAAUUUUUUGUUUGGUUUCUCUUGAUUCCUCUUGAAGAAGGGGAUGAUGGGAGAAUGUUUUCCACUUGGUUCAUGAAAAGAUUGUAUAAGGUGUGUGGCGGUCAUAGGAAGGGAGGAUCCGGUGCUGGGUUACUUGUGCAGCACUUGGUCUUAUGUAUGUGGUUGGCGUGUCUACUGUGGUUCCUCAGUGAUGUAAUCUUGGUUAAAUGUAAAGUUCCUUGAUUUUGUCAUACGUAUAAAUGAGUGUUCUCAGAGACACCACUUCACCUGUUAUUUCUAUUGUGUCGAAAUGAAGUACUUAAAAUUACUGUCAUACGUGACCUUUGUGGACUGUAUGAUGUGUUACAUUUUUAGCUGGUCUUUUUUAUUAAUACGCCUGUUUUGAGUGCUUAAUAUAAUGUGAUGUGAUUGUAAGUCGUGAGCCUGUUUUAAAUCAUUCCCUCCUGUGUACUUGUACUCUGAGAACUCUAUUUUAUUCUUCCUGCAAUGGUUAGUUACACUCCGAGUGUGCCUCUGUGUGAAUCCUGUCUUCUUAUUAAAGUGGCUGCUGCAGUA
Rattus norvegicus (Norway rat) is the source of this 8677-nucleotide messenger RNA. It is a transcript of the gene Arfip1, whose product is annotated as ARF interacting protein 1. The record is from RefSeq and is a predicted model, not a curated record. Gene Ontology annotation, cellular component: trans-Golgi network membrane; cytosol; Golgi apparatus. Gene Ontology annotation, molecular function: protein domain specific binding; phosphatidylinositol-4-phosphate binding. Gene Ontology annotation, biological process: intracellular protein localization. Lineage: Eukaryota; Metazoa; Chordata; Mammalia; Rodentia; Muridae.